AUGUCCACAGAUGACAACCUUCGGGAAGGAGCAGAGCAGAAGGUAGUAUUCAUCACGGGACGAGUCCACCCAGGGGAAACACCCUCUUCAUUUGUGUGCCAAGGGAUCAUUGACUUCCUCAUAAGCCAGCACCCUAUUGCCCGUGUCCUACGGGAACACCUGGUCUUCAAGAUUGCACCAAUGCUCAACCCUGAUGGAGUCUACCUGGGCAAUUACAGGUGCUCUCUGAUGGGGUUUGACCUGAACCGUCACUGGCUGGAUCCCUCUCCGUGGGCCCACCCUACCCUGCAUGGAGUGAAACAGCUCAUCAUCCAGAUGUACAAUGACCCAAAAACAAGCCUGGAGUUUUAUAUUGACAUCCACGCCCACUCCACCAUGAUGAAUGGCUUCAUGUACGGCAACAUCUUUGAAGAUGAGGAACGAUUCCAGAGGCAGGCCAUUUUCCCCAAGCUCCUCUGCCAGAAUGCUGAGGAUUUCUCCUACUCCAGCACAUCCUUUAACCGGGAUGCUGUGAAAGCAGGAACCGGACGUCGCUUCCUCGGUGGGCUACUGGACCACACUUCCUAUUGCUACACCCUGGAGGUCUCCUUCUAUAGCUACAUCAUCGGAGGUACCACGGCCGCUGUGCCCUACACUGAGGAAGCCUAUAUGAAGCUGGGAAGGAACGUGGCGAGAACGUUUUUGGAUUAUUAUCGGCUGAACCCCCUGGUCGAGAAAGUGGCAAUUCCCAUGCCGAGGCUGCGGAAAGAAAAACCCCCUCCCUACAAGCACCCACUCCUGCGGGGCCCAGCCAGGAACCACCCCAACGGCAAAGGGGACAAGAAGAGCUCCAUGAACCACAAAGACCCUUCAAACUCUUUUUAA
Molecule: messenger RNA, 864 nt
Organism: Odobenus rosmarus divergens (Pacific walrus)
Lineage: Eukaryota; Metazoa; Chordata; Mammalia; Carnivora; Odobenidae
Gene: AGBL4
Product: ATP/GTP binding protein-like 4
Exons: 8
Coding region: 1-864 (287 amino acids)
Biological process (GO): proteolysis
Molecular function (GO): metallocarboxypeptidase activity; zinc ion binding
Source: RefSeq, a predicted model, not a curated record